AUGACUAAUACACUUCCUCCCAUUAUUUUUUUGGAUGGAAUAUCUGCAUUGUCAAGACAAAAUGAUCCACUAAAUACAGCUGCAUGUGAGUGGGUCAAAAAGAUUGUUGAGUCUCAAAUUCCAAUUUAUUUGCACUUAAUUUUGCCAGGAAUCAUUGAAUCCGAUUCUAAUGACAUUGAAAACAUUGUUAUUGCAUUCUCCUUUUCUACUUCUUCAGAAUCUUCAACUUUAAUUCUUAAUGUUUCUAAAAAAUUUUCUCCACUAUUGUUUGUGCAUGAGCCAUUUACACAAUUACGCGAAUACUUAGAAGAUAGGAAAUACAUUAAGUAUGUUUUAAAUGUUAAAGAAGCUCAAAAAACUUUUAAUACUAUCAGAGAUCAUUUUAAAAUCAUUGUUAAUCCAUUCAAAUGCGUAUUAGAUGAAUCACAUAUGUGGAGUGAAUAUAUUUAUAAUGAAUCCGUACAAAAGAUAUUUCAAAACGAAUUAUCAAUUUUUAAAGGACAAAUUGAUAUGGAUGUGUUCAAAAGUAGCAUAUUUAACUUAAGUGUUACUAUUUCAAAUCCAAUGUUUUUAUCAAAAGAUGAAAAAGCAGUUUUCAUUGCUCUGUUUAAGAUUCUUUUUGCAAUAAUGGCUGAUAAAGUCAAUAGCAGUGCAAUCAAUUAA
Messenger RNA from Trichomonas vaginalis G3, 663 nucleotides. RefSeq lists its product as uncharacterized. The transcript has a single exon. Lineage: Eukaryota; Parabasalia; Trichomonadida; Trichomonadidae. The record is from RefSeq and is a predicted model, not a curated record. The coding region runs from base 1 to 663 and encodes 220 amino acids.